AUGUCAAUAGAGCAGGCCCAAAAAGCAUCUCCAAAGCCACCAUCCCCGAAGUGGUACGAAGAGGACGUUGCAGGGUUCGGCGUUAUCUUCAAUCCGACAAUACCCGGCUUGAACGAUCGUACCGACAGUCCAUCCACACCACGAAACGCAGUACCAGAUGAAGUGCAAUACCUGGGCGCAUGGCUUAACAUGUUCGACUCCGAACAUAACUCAUUAUGUGUCCAGUCAGAGCUUCCGGGCUGGCUCUCUUUCGCGAACGAAGUGAUGCUAGAGGACUGUACGCAGCGGGCUCAUGAAUUGCAAUGGCAAAGUGCGUCCCUCAACUCCACCUUCGCCGGCACGCCUCAGAGCACCGAGCACGACCAAUACCAGUACGAAGAACGGAUGUCGACAACAUGUGGCCUGAUCCUGCCAGAAGCCUGCGACAGCGGAUCCUGGAUCAGCAGUGAUCAAUCACCUCAGUCAGCAGACAGCUCUGCGAGAGACUCAGACCUGGCCCAGCUCGGUUGGCAGAACGGCGAUUUGGCCUGGUCGUGCGGAUAUCCAGGUUGCCGGUCGGAGCAAGAAAGACCGGGAAAGGCACGAGGCAAAGCAUAA
This is a messenger RNA of Fulvia fulva, 597 nucleotides long. RefSeq lists its product as uncharacterized. NCBI's taxonomy places the organism in Eukaryota, Fungi, Ascomycota, Dothideomycetes, Mycosphaerellales, Mycosphaerellaceae. The coding region runs from base 1 to 597 and encodes 198 amino acids. The record is from RefSeq and is a predicted model, not a curated record. The transcript has a single exon.